Pocillopora verrucosa is the source of this 3405-nucleotide messenger RNA. NCBI's taxonomy places the organism in Eukaryota, Metazoa, Cnidaria, Anthozoa, Scleractinia, Pocilloporidae. The record is from RefSeq and is a predicted model, not a curated record.
GCAGGGUUCGUACGGGUCAUGGAAAACCUGGAAAGUCAUGGAAUUUCGAAAAAAAAAUUCCAGGCCUGGAAAGUCAUGGAAUUUCGAUCAGAGUCAUGGAAAGUCAUGGAAAAUUGUUAUAAUUUGACAUUUUGCAAAAACCGAGAUGAAAAUAAAGAAAAUUCCUUGCUUUCACAAGUUUUUGUUUAAUAAACUAUUCCUUGUUUACGUGUUUGCAACGACAAACGCGCAUUUUUCCCCCGAUACCGUGUGAUACGUUUUUGCUGAGACCUGGGGCCGAGUCCCAGCAUCGCCAUGCGACCAGGCCUGCCACGAGGUAAAGAUGAGCUUGAGCGAUCAUUCAAGCAGAUUUAAUAUAUAAUGCCUGGAAAAUGCAAAUUCCAAGAUGCUUGGCUGAGUAACCCGCAGUAUAAUAAGUGGAUAGAACGCGGGAGUUCUUCGUCAGAGGCAAAAUGUAAAGCAUGCAAAAAGACAUUCGCUGUUCAAAAUAUGGGAGAAGCAGCAGUGAAAAGCCACAUGAAAUCGAAGAAGCACGUCGAUGCUGUUAAAGACGAGAGUAGCAAUGCCAGCCUCAGAAACUUUUUACCUGCUGUUGGAAGCCAGCGUGGUUCACAUGAAGUAGGACGCUCUGAACAGCCAUGUUCUUCCGGUGCCGGUGAUAUAAGAAAUUAUGUGGCUUCAAAUGAGACACUUGCUGCAGAAGUUUUGUGGGCACUGAAAGUAAUCUUGUCUCACUAUAGUUACAAGAGCUGUGAGGACAUUCCAGAACUAUUUAAACGUAUGUUUCCGGACAGCCAGAUAGCCAGCAAGUUUUCCUGUGGCGAGAAAAAAUGUGCUUACUUAGCUUGUUUUGGCAUAGCACCCUAUUUCCAACGUAAGCUUACGGAUGAAGUCACAAAACUUGAAUUGUUUGUUUUACUUUUUGAUGAAUCGCACAAUAAAGUUACCCAAACCAAGCAGAUGGAUCUGCAUGUUAGGUUUUGGGAUGCAAAGAACUCCAGAGUGCAGACAAGGUACCUAACCUCUGUAUUUCUGGGACAUGCUACAGCCGACGACCUUUUGGAAAAGAUCGUUAGCUACCUUGAUAGUAUCAAGAUUCAGAAGUCCAACAUAUUGCAGUUGUCAAUGGACGGGCCUAACGUGAAUUGGAAACUGCAUGAGCUAUUCCAGGAACUGAUCUCUGAGGUUGACGAAAACGCACCCAUCUUAGUUAACGUAGGCUCUUGUGGACUUCACAUUGUACACAAUGCUUUCAAAGCUGGAUCAAAGGCAUCUACUUGGAGCAUUCAGGAAGUUCUGUCUUCUCUUCAUUGGUUAUUUGUGGAUUCACCAGCACGAAGAGAGGAUUACACAGAAAUAACCAGCAGUGUUGUAUUUCCAAUUAAGUACUGCAAGCACAGAUGGCUGGAGAACCUGCCAGUUGUAGUACGGGCCCAGGAAAUAUGGAAAGAAGUCACUUUCUAUGUGACAACGGUGCAACGUAGCAGCAAAUAUAGUGUGCCAACUUCAAAGUCCUACAAGACGAUAAGAGAUUCAACCCAAGAUCCACUAAUGCCUCUCAAAUUUGCUGCUUUUGAGUCAGUGGCUAAACAGCUGCAACCAUUUCUGGUACAGUUCCAAAGCGACAGCCCUCUUCUACCAUUUGUGGCCAGCAGUCUAGAGAAGGUGAUUCGUGGUCUCAUGAAAAGGUUCGUCAAAGCUGAUGUACUCCAGGGUGCCAGCUCUGCAGUAAAGCUUCUGAAGAUUGACUUCAAGAAGAGGGAGAAUUGCCUUGACGUGGAGAAGUUGGAUGUUGGUUUUGUUGCUGCCACGAAGCUGAAAGAAUUGCAAGCAGCCAAGAAAAUCAGUGAUCGUCAGACAUAUGAAUUUAGGAAGGAAUUCCAGUCGUUCCUUACAGCUACAGUUGGAAAACUUAUUGAGAAGACCCCAAUUGCCUAUUCCCUUGCCAGGAACCUGUGCUGUUUGGAUCCGAUUCAUAUUGUGACAGAGAAAGAAGCAAGCUGUGCGAGGUUCAAGAUUGUCCUCAAGAAAUUGGUAGAAUGCAAGAGGGUUGAUAUUCAUGAUUGUGACAUUUUGUUGUCACAGUACAGUGAAUUUACGGAACGGGCUACACAGGUGCACAAGUCUGAGUUUGAAGACUUUGACUUUACAGAUCAGAGAUUGGAUGCAUUUCUCCAAAAACACAUUGGUCUUGUCGGUUCACUUUCCAAACUGUGGGACGUUGUGAAAUUCCUCUUGUGUCUCUCACAUGGGCAAGCAAGUGUAGAAAGGGGAUUUUCCGUUAACCGACAGCUAAUGAUUGAGAAUAUGAAGGAGACCACUUUCGUUGCCCAACGCACCAUUCAUGACCACAUAUUGAGUAUUGAUGGAUUUCAUAAAUUGGUCAUUUCGAACGAGCUUCUUACCUCUGCUAAAGCAGGAAGACAGCGGUAUCACGCCCAUCUUGAAGAGCAGCGACAGCUUGCGAAAAAUGUUGCCAAAAGCCACAAACGAAAAUCUGUGGAUGAAGCAAAAGCUGAUUUCCAGAAGAAAAAGAAGAGACUUGAAACAGAGAUCACCACCUUACAGUUUGAUGCUGACAAAUUAGCUAAAGAGGCUGAGGUGAAGAGGCAGCUCGUCUUGUUAACCGAAUCAAAUGCACUCAGAAAUGCAGCAAAGGAGAAGAAGAUAGAACUAGAAAACUUAAACAAGGAAUUGGAAGAGUGUGAUAAAUAAGUCCGAGUGACAACCUGUCCAAAAGUACUGCUUUCUUGAAGUUAUUUACCAGAAUUGCAAGCAUUUAACCAUUGAACAAAUAGAUUUGUUCAUACAAGGAUGCACUCAUAUAUUUUUCUAUAUUGUAGAUGAAAACUGAAACCUCAUACUGCAAUUGUGAACACUGAAACAAUGACUGUAUUGUAAGGAAAUUAAGAUUUUAUAGUUCUGGGCUGUACAGGUUUUGUUAGGAAAUUAAGUCUGGAUUAUACAGUUUUUGUUACGAAAUUUUAAAAGAUAUAGUUCUGGAUUGUACAGAUUUUGUUAGGAAAUUAAGUCUGCAUUGUAUAGAUUUUGUUAGGAAAUUUUAAUAGAUAUAGUUCUGGACUGUACAGUUUUAUAAGGAAAUUUUAAAAGAUAUAGUUCUGGACUGUAAAGUUUAUCUUAGGAAAUUUAAAAGAUAUAGUUCUGGACUGUAAAGUUUAGUAAAAAAGUAUCUGUUUACGUCGUGUUGUUGCACUUGUGUCAUUUUGUUGCACGGAAAUAAAGAUUCCGUGUUAUACGUAUGAAUUUAACUGGUCUUAGCAUCUUCUUCUUUUCUACAAUUUGGUUAACAUGCAAGGAAAAAACGAAUUGAUGGUACUGUAAGUAUAUAUUGAGAAAAAUAAUUUGAACAAUUGGGUCAUGGAAAAUCGGAAAAGGUCAUGGAAA